AUGUUCGCCACGGCCAACUAUGCCGAGGAGCGAGGCAAAUGCGAGCAGAUGCUCCAGAAGUUUUCCGUCCUCUCGAUGAACCCGGAAGAUCCGCCCCAAAAGAAGUACCUUGAGAUGAUUGCCGAAGUAAACGCCCAGCAGCGCACCUCCUUCCCGAUCAGCCUCGACGAUGUGUCUUCCUUCUUUGGCGAGUCGAGCGAGCUCCUCAGCAAUAUCCUGUGCAACACGCGCCGCUACGUGGAGCUCUUCUCCGAGGCCAUUGACAACCUCCUGCCGGCGCGCAGCAACCGCAUCAGCGAUGACGAUGAUGUGAUCGAUGUCCUGGUGUCGCAGCGCAUCCAGCAGGUGGCGGCCGGCGAGCAGGUCGACCUGAAGACCAUCUUCCCGCGGGAGUUGCUCCGGCGCUUCUCCGUCACUUUUACCCCCCUAUCGCACAUGAAGCCGCAUGCCAUCCGCGAGAUUCGGGCUAGCUCGGUCGGAGCGACGGUCUUCCUGCGAGGCAUUGUCACCCGGACGACGGACGUUCGCCCGCAGAUGGUCGUGGCCACGUACAGUUGCGAGCGCUGCGGCUUCGAGACCUACCAGGAGGUCAUCUCACGGACCUUCCGCAUGAUCGACAACUGCCAGUCGGAGCGGUGCACCAGCGACAAGACCCCCGGGCGGUUGACGCUGCAAACGCGCGGAUCCAAAUUCAUCCCCUUCCAGGAGAUCCACAUCCAGGAACUCUCGAACCAGGUGCCCAUCGGGCACAUCCCCCGGUCGAUGGCCAUCCAUGCGUUUGGCGAGCAGACGCGUGUGGCCAACCCGGGUGACAUUAUCCACGUGUCGGGG
Messenger RNA from Fonticula alba, 831 nucleotides. RefSeq lists its product as hypothetical. Gene Ontology annotation, biological process: DNA strand elongation involved in DNA replication; DNA replication initiation; double-strand break repair via break-induced replication. The record is from RefSeq and is a predicted model, not a curated record. Gene Ontology annotation, cellular component: MCM complex; nucleus. Gene Ontology annotation, molecular function: single-stranded DNA binding; single-stranded DNA helicase activity; ATP binding. NCBI's taxonomy places the organism in Eukaryota, Rotosphaerida, Fonticulaceae. The annotation marks the transcript as partial. The transcript has 5 exons.